AUGAAGUUGACCCUGGGCCUGGGGUCGCGGGCCUGGAGAGUGUCCUGGGAGCGGGCGGCGGCGGCGGCGGCGGGCCCCGCGGUGGGCGGCGGCGCGCGGGGCAGCGGCGCACGGCGCGUCUCCAGCCCUCCGCCGGGCCGCCGCGGCUUUCGGCUCGCGCGCGCCCUCCCUCUAUGCCUCUCCCGCGGCGGCGGCGCCCGAGCUUUCCCGGACUGCGCCGGGCCCGGCCCCCGCCGCUCCGGCGCCAGGCAGCUGGCCCGCCCGCGCGCUAUGGAGCAGACGUACGGAGAAGUGAACCAGCUGGGUGGCGUGUUCGUUAAUGGCCGUCCCCUUCCCAACGCCAUCCGCUUGCGCAUCGUGGAGCUGGCGCAGCUGGGCAUCCGACCCUGUGACAUCAGUAGGCAACUCCGCGUCUCCCACGGCUGCGUGAGCAAGAUCCUGGCGCGCUACAACGAGACUGGCUCCAUCCUGCCCGGGGCCAUCGGAGGCAGCAAACCUCGAGUCACCACCCCCAACGUGGUCAAACACAUCAGGGACUACAAGCAGGGAGACCCUGGCAUCUUUGCCUGGGAGAUCCGCGACCGGCUACUGGCCGACGGAGUGUGUGACAAGUACAACGUGCCUUCAGUGAGCUCUAUCAGUCGCAUCCUUCGCAACAAGAUUGGCAGCCUGGCACAGCCCGGGCCAUACGAAGCAAGUAAGCAGCCGCCGCCGCAGCCCGCGCUGCCCUACAAUCACAUUUAUCAGUACCCCUAUCCCAGCCCCGUGUCGCCCACGGGCACCAAGAUGGGCAGCCACCCCGGAGUCCCCGGCUCAGCCAGCCAUGUCAGCAUCCCUCGUUCAUGGCCCUCCGCACAUUCGGUCAGCAACAUCUUGGGCAUCCGGACGUUUAUGGAGCAAACAGGGGCCCUGGCUGGGAGCGAAGGCGCUACGUACUCCCCCAAGAUGGAAGACUGGGCCAGCGUGAACCGCACCGCUUUCCCUGCCACUCCAGCAGUGAAUGGACUAGAGAAGCCUGCCUUGGAGGCUGACAUUAAAUACACUCAGUCCACCUCGGGCCUCACUACGGUGGGCGGCUUCCUCCCGGCCUGCGCUUACCCAGCCUCCAACCAGCACGGCGUGUACAGCGCUCCAGGCGGCGGCUACCUCUCCCCGGGACCACCCUGGCCACCGGCGCAGGGACCCCCGCUGGCGCCUCCUGGGGCUGGUGUGGCUGUGCACGGCGGGGAGCUGGCUGCAGCAAUGACCUUCAAGCAUUCCAGCCGAGAAGGGGCCGACCGGAAGCCCCCCAGCCCUGGUGGCAAGGCCUCGGAUGCUCUCGGUAGCUUGCACGGACUGCCCAUCCCGGCGUCGACCUCCUAGGAGCCGCUCUCCGUCCGGAGCCCAGCGGACGCUGGCCCGCGGCUCACUCACUCCCCGGGGCGGCCGGCGCGGGCAGCAUG
Molecule: messenger RNA, 1442 nt
Organism: Jaculus jaculus (lesser Egyptian jerboa)
Lineage: Eukaryota; Metazoa; Chordata; Mammalia; Rodentia; Dipodidae
Gene: Pax1
Product: paired box 1
Exons: 5
Coding region: 1-1362 (453 amino acids)
Biological process (GO): regulation of transcription by RNA polymerase II; anatomical structure development
Molecular function (GO): RNA polymerase II cis-regulatory region sequence-specific DNA binding; DNA-binding transcription factor activity, RNA polymerase II-specific
Source: RefSeq, a predicted model, not a curated record